AACUUUAGAGUCAGAAUUGUGUUACUUUGGUAGGUGAUGAUCAUUAUUAAAAGGUAAGAAAUUAACCAAAUUAAGUAGGUUUCGAUAGACUGUUCUCUCAAGGCCGGUAAGAGUGUUACAUAUUUUAUAUGUGCAUGUUCCAUCGAGAGAUCGAGAGACAGACCUUUAGAAUGUUUGUUAAGAAACAUUUAAUCUGUCAUAUUUUAUAUAUUGUUUGUAGAUUGAUUUUAAGAACAUCUUUACCAAAUGGUCAUAUAGCAUUUAAAACACUUUAGAUAGCCAGCAAUGGGUCCAAAGGUUUACUUCACACUUCUACAAUCUAAGAAAAACUAAUUUUUCAUUGUAGCCUUAGCAUGUAAUUAGUCUGGGACUUGAAAGGGUUAAAGUAUCAGUACAUUAAAAAAUAGCUAUAAAUAAAAUGUUUCUCUGUGGAAGAACAUUUGAGAGAGAUGGCUGAAGUGGAGAGAGAGGAAAUGUGGAGAGGGUUUUAAGACUGGCAUUAUUAGAAAAAUAUGUUUUUGACAUUUUAUUCAUAUUCACUCCUCUUUUCUUAUGUUUUACUUUAUCUUGAUUUUAUUUACUGCAAUUAUAAAUUGCAAUUCCUGCAUGUUCAUUGUGUAGAUCUGCAUAUUAAAUACAAAAUUAAACACUGCAUAUUUUACAAGUUCAUGAAAAAUAACCUGGGGAGGAUAAACAAUUCUAAAAUGAGCUGGGCUGAGCCCUGAAUCUUUACAUGCCCAGGCAACACCCAAAAUUGAGUUACAAAAACAGUCGGUAGACAAAAAUGAUAAUUACGCACCUGUUCAGCUCCUCCCUUUCAAAGCUCCUCUGCUAUGCAGUCUACCUGCUGGAGGAAACGGACCUUCCCACUGUGACUUUCACUCUACUAAUCCUCACUCUUUCUAUCUCACCAUGAUCGAGAGACACUGAUAAAAUCUUUUAUCUAAAGACUUAUUUUUUAACAACUGUAUUGAAGAGAUCUGAAAACAGUGAGAUGAAGGACUACAGUAAGUGAUUCUGAACACUGCUGCUGUGUUCAGUUCAUAAAUUAAAUAAAGGGAAAGAAACAACUGGACAAGAGAAAUUAUUAGAGAAAGGAUCAGCAGCUGUUGAAGAAAAUGGCAUCUAUAAGCUCUCCACCAGAUGAGGACCUUUCUUGCCCUGUGUGCUGUGAAAUCUUCAGGGAUCCUGUUCUACUGUCAUGUAGCCACAGUGUGUGUAAAACCUGUCUGCAGCAGUUCUGGGAAACUAAGGGAUCUCGAGAAUGUCCAGUUUGUAGAAGAAGAUCCUCUAAAGAUGAUCCUCCUUGUAAUCUUGCUCUGAGGAACCUUUGUGAGGCUUUUCUAGAGAGUAGGAGUCAGAGAUCUUCAGCAGGGUCUGAGGUGCUCUGCAUUCUGCACAAUGAGAAACUCAAACUCUUCUGCCUGGAUGAUCAGCAGCCUGUGUGUUUGGUGUGUCAGACUUCAAAGAAACACAAAAAUCAUGAAUUCUGUCCAGUAGAUGAAGUUGUGACUGACAUUAAGAUUAAACUCAAGACUGCUUUGGAGCCUCUACAAAAGAAUCUGAAAGUCUUAGAGGAAGCUAAACAAGACUUUGACCAAACAGCAGCUCACAUUAAGACGCAGGCCCAGCACACAGAGAGGCAGAUAAAGGAGGAGUUUGAGAAGCUUCACCAGUUUCUAAGAGAUGAAGAAGCAGCAAGGAUAGCUGCACUGAAGGAGGAGGAGGAGCAGAAGAGUCAGAUGAUGAGGAGGAAGAUUGAGGAGAUGAAUGGAGAAAUAUCAGCUCUUUCAGACACAAUCAGACACAUAGAGAAGGAAAUGGAAGCUGAGGACAUUCUGUUCUUACAGAACUUCAAGUCUACAGAGAAACAAGCUCAGCUCAAACCAAAGGAUCCAGAGAAGACAUUAGGAGCUCUGAUCAAUGUAGUGAAACACCUUUCCAACCUGAAGUUCAGAGUGUGGGAGAACAUGCAGGAGAUUCUCCAGUACACCCCUGUUACUCUUGACCGCAACACUGCACAUCCAGUCCUCCACCUGUCUGAUGAUCUCACUGCUGUAGAAAACAGAGAAAAGAGAUCAUCACUUCCUGAUAAUCCAGAGAGAUUUGAUGAGUGGUGGUGUGUUCUGAGUUCUGAGGGUUUUAACUCAGGGACACACUGCUGGGACGUCCAGGUUGGAGACAGUCAUUACUGGAGACUGGGUGUGAUAACAGAGUCUGUAACAAGGAAAAGAAGCUCUUUCUGGGGUUCAGUGUUGUGUCUCUGUAACAGUUACAGUAAAUACUGGAUACACUGUCCCGGACAGCCAGAUCACUCAUUCAGACCUAAAGAGAAGCUGCAGAUUGUCAGACUGCAGCUGGACUGGGACAGGGGGAAAGUGACAUUCACUGAUCUUCUAACUAGCAAACACCUACACACUAUAACACACACUUUCACUGAGAGAGUUUUACCACUUUUCCUAAAUGGGUCUGUUUAUCCUCUGAGGAUCUUACCAGUGAAGACGUCAGUAACAGUGGAACAGCACAGUUAAAGUUGAUGCUGCUUAGAAUGAACAUUUAUUCAGGUAGUGAGUGUCUGAAUUAUGAUCAUAAGAAUAUGUCACUACAUGUAUAUUUUAAAUAAUGUGUUUGUACCAUUCCAUCCUAACAUGUCUGUGUGGAAAUAAAAUGCUGAUUUAAAGUGUCA
Colossoma macropomum (tambaqui) is the source of this 2686-nucleotide messenger RNA. RefSeq names its product tripartite motif-containing protein 35-like. Bases 1119 to 2531 code for a protein of 470 amino acids. The record is from RefSeq and is a predicted model, not a curated record. The transcript has 6 exons. Lineage: Eukaryota; Metazoa; Chordata; Actinopteri; Characiformes; Serrasalmidae. Gene Ontology annotation, molecular function: protein binding; zinc ion binding.